Messenger RNA from Lactuca virosa, 657 nucleotides. The record is from the annotation of a GenBank genome assembly. NCBI's taxonomy places the organism in Eukaryota, Viridiplantae, Streptophyta, Magnoliopsida, Asterales, Asteraceae.
AUGACUCCCAAGUCAGAACACAGCGGCUCCACCUCCGACAACCCCAAGGUCACCACCGCCGACAACCCAGUCGCCGCCCUUCAUGCCCACAUGCUUCAUAUCGAUCAAAUUACCACCGAUACCAACGCCAAACUCGACAAAUUGAUCCAAAUCCUGACCGACCAACAUGUUAACCAGCAACCACCGCCACCGCCACCACCCCCACCGAAUCAGACCCUCCGACCACCGAAAAUUCUCCUGCCGACUUUUGACGGUUCCAACCCACUCGAUUGGAUUUUCCAAGCUGAGAAUUACUUCACCUACUACACCAUUCCACCACCCCCACCGCGUAACUGCUUUAUCUCCGGUUUACGUCCCGACAUUCAAUCAGAGAUUGUCAUCCAUAACCCGCAAACACUUCAUGCCACUUAUGGUCUCGCCAAAUUAAUUGAAGACAAGCUCCAUGAUAACCUUCAUCUUGUUGCUGGUAAAUCGGAACCACCACCACCGACUCUACCCUUGUUGGCUGCCUCGCCUUCCACUUCCCCACCACUUCCAAUCAAGAAACUGAGUCCCACCGAAAUGCAACAACGAAGGGCUGAAGGCCUCUGUUACAAUUGUCCAGCCAAGUAUCAACCCGGCCACCAGUGCAACCCGCCCAAGUUCCUCCUUCUUUAA